AUGUACGCAGUAUGGGAUGUAACAGCUAACAAGAUCGUAGACAGAGUUAAGUGGCAUGAACAUCGCUACGACGUAACUGUGUUUACUGGGGUGUGGUACUUCACUUGGGAUCAAACAAUCCAAUGUGUGCAUACCAUCUUGAGGGAAUUGUCCUCAAACCAGUCUCUUCCUACAUUCGAGCAGGCUCAUUUAGUAAUCCGCGCGUCAACGAAGAGGAAAGUCUUCUUAAAAAUGGGAUCUACCCGCGUGCUAGAGGUAGAUUACGACGUUUUAAGUCUCGUUGUGAAAUUGUUGAAUUAUUCCUCGAUAGUAUCGUUUAAUGAAGAUGUUGGAAAAAUUAAAGAAUGGAUAAAAAAGCAACCGCAUUUUCCAGAAGUGAUGGCCGACAAAAAAAUUAAAAAUUUUCUCAUAUUAAACAAAGGAAGUGUGGAAAAAAGCAAAGAAAAAAUUGAAAAUUAUUACACCAUAAGGUCUCAGUUGCCAGAAAUAUUCGAUAAUAUUCAUCCGAAACUCUCGUACAUGGAAACUCUAAAAGCGUCCAUCUAUUUGGUUCCUCUCCCAAAGCUGACGGAAGAACUAUACAGAGUCUUUUUCUAUAAAGUGCGUGCUACACAUUUAACAGAAAAUUUUGAGCCUGUCCAUGUUAUUCGUCUGUUGUUGAACAUACAAGAAAUUCGUAUGAAUGAAGAUGUUACCUAUGGGGAUGUGUUUAUAUUGGAUGGUAUAAAUACACCUUUUCGGUGCAUUCGAAAGGUCACGCCCAUGUUGGUUUAUAAAACACUGAUUGUUAUAUACAAGCAAGUGUUUUCAAACCGACUGAAAGCUGUUUACAUCAUCAAUGCUCCUCCUUACGCCGAAAAGAUUUUUAGCCUUCUUAAGGGCGUUCUUAAACCUAAACUAAUAGAACGGAUACAUUUUUGCGAAAAUCCAUAUAUUUUAACUGAAAAGUUUGGUAAAGAAACUCUUCCAGCAGAUUAUGGAGGCAGAGAAAAAUCUCUGGGAGAGUUGCAAGAAAUGCUUUAUCAAAAAUUUAAAGAACGUGAAGAUUAUUUUACCCAACUAGAUAAACUUCGUAUAAAUGACGAUUUGAUACCUCAGAGACUUACAAAUGAUGAAAUUUUUGGAGUUUCUGGUAAUUUUAAGAAAUUAGAUAUCGACUGA
Zophobas morio is the source of this 1161-nucleotide messenger RNA. Its product is annotated as alpha-tocopherol transfer protein-like. The transcript has 7 exons. Gene Ontology annotation, cellular component: membrane. Lineage: Eukaryota; Metazoa; Arthropoda; Insecta; Coleoptera; Tenebrionidae. The coding region runs from base 1 to 1161 and encodes 386 amino acids. Gene Ontology annotation, molecular function: phosphatidylinositol bisphosphate binding. The record is from RefSeq and is a predicted model, not a curated record.